This is a messenger RNA of Galeopterus variegatus (Sunda flying lemur), 1695 nucleotides long. RefSeq names its product gamma-1-syntrophin. The record is from RefSeq and is a predicted model, not a curated record. Gene Ontology annotation, molecular function: structural molecule activity. The transcript is spliced from 7 exons. NCBI's taxonomy places the organism in Eukaryota, Metazoa, Chordata, Mammalia, Dermoptera, Cynocephalidae. Gene Ontology annotation, cellular component: dystrophin-associated glycoprotein complex; intracellular anatomical structure. Bases 1 to 642 code for a protein of 213 amino acids.
AUGAGACAGAUUAAAAAAAUUAACAGAAACUUUCCUGUAAACCAGCAGAUAGUCUACAUGGGCUGGUGUGAAGUACGGGAGCAGGAUCCCCUUCAAGAUCGCACAUAUUCCCCAACUUUUCUUGCCCUCAGGGGUUCCUGUCUUUACAAGUUUCUGGCACCUCCAGUGACCACCUGGGAUUGGACCCGAGCAGAGAAAACAUUCUCAGUUUAUGAGAUUAUGUGCAAGAUUCUCAAGGACAGUGACCUUCUGGACCGGCGGAAACAUUGCUUCACCGUGCAAUCUGAGUCUGGGGAGGACCUUUACUUCUCUGUGGAGUUAGAAUCUGACCUCGCCCAGUGGGAAAGAGCCUUCCAAACAGCAACCUUUCUAGAAGUAGAACGGAUACAGUGCAAGACAUAUGCAUGUGUGCUAGAAAGUCAUCUAAUGGGACUCACGAUUGACUUCAGCACAGGAUUUAUCUGCUUUGAUGCUGCAACAAAGGAGCUGGAAUUUUCAAAUCUAUUUGCUGUUCUUCACUGCAUUCAUUCAUUCUUUGCUGCCAAAGUAGCUUGUUUGGACCCUCUGUUUUUAGGCAGUCAGGCGACUGCUUCUGCUUCUGCCAGCUCUGCUACGACAAGCAAAGCUAAGUAUACAACUUGACACACUGAGCUCUUCAUUCACACCUACUGGGGCUGUAUAAACAGAAUGAACACGUUCAACAUUUUAGAUCCUGGAGAAACCACAAUAUCUCCAAGUCAAGAGUGGAGUCAAAUUAAAAUUUCAGCAGAAAAAAGACAAUCAUGAUGCAUCUCAAAAACAUUUUCAUUUUGGAAGGCAUCUGUGAAUAAUCUUGAAUGAACAGAACCGCUUGUUCUUACUUGGUUGACUUGUACCAGUAUACUGCGUUCACCAAAAGUGAAGACAAAAGAAUGAAUGGUUUGAAGUAUGUAAAUAAUAUAAAAAUUGUAAGCUAUCUAUAAAUAAAAAUACCAAUUAAAUGGUUAUUUCUGUAUUUUAGAUUAUUUUGUAUGACAAAUACAUGUUGGACCAGCUUAUGCAUUAAUCCCCUAUCAUUGUAUUAUCAGUGACAUGAAAGAGGCAAAAAAUAUAUGACAUCAAGGAGCAUGAGCAGAAAAUCUCAUCAAAGAAGGAGCACUUUAAUUUGCUGAUGUACAUUUUCCUUGUAUUCCCAUUCUAUGAUUGGACACUGGCACUACAAUUUUGUUUAUCUUAUUGUGAAAUAUUCCUAAGUAUUGCAAAGGAAAAUUGCAUUGACCUAAGAUAGGAAAAAUGUGAAAUGGACUAUCUCUCCCUUUGAUCACUGUUACUAUGAUGUCUUAUUAGCUUCCAAUGUCAACCAAAUAUGCCAAAAAUGUGUUAAUUAUGAAUGAUGGAAACAUUCAUAAACCUCUUAUUCCUUACUUAAUGUUUAAAAGAUUUAUAUUUUACUUAAUGGGAUUUAUUAUCAAAUUAAAGUUUCAUAAAUUUUCAGUGACCCAGAAGACCUUUGUAGAUAAAUAAUAUCAACAAAUAUGGUGUAAGAAACAAUUCUUUGUAAUCCUAAUUCUACCAGUGAGUCAUGAACUGAAGUGUCCCUAGAAAGCGAUAUCAAAGCAGUUGUCUAUAUUAGCUAAAUCACUCUUUUCCAUUUUAAUGACAUUGUAUGAGAAAAUAAGGCAAGAUUUGAAAAUAAAAGUUAAAAUCUGUGUCUUA